AUGCUUCGUGUUCUUGUGCAAGGAGUGCUUUGCCAAGGUGUUCUGACCUAUAAAAACCAAGAAGUUCCGUGGGAUGACAAAUUUCUGCACCUGUCGACUGAUCAGCUGGAAAUAAAAUCUGAAUUGCUCAGCAGUGCGUAUCGACAGUCCUUGAGUGCAAAAUUUACGGAUACGGGGUUCACUUCAAUUUCAACCAAACUGGUAUCAUCUCUGGACGAUGAGAAGGGUGACGUAGUAUCUGGUCUGAGCCUGCUGGAAUUCGACUACUCAAGCAUUUUAUUAUCUCACCCCAGUCCCUUGAAUUCGGAUUGGGAAGAGGCCUUUAGGAGGAACAUGAAUCACGCAUUGGCCACCACUUAUCGUAAUGGAUUACGAAUAUUUAUUGAGGAUUGUCUAGGCCAGAAGAUGAAUCAACGAAAAGAAUUCUUCGCCUCUUAA
This is a messenger RNA of Echinostoma caproni, 438 nucleotides long. The record is from the annotation of a GenBank genome assembly. Lineage: Eukaryota; Metazoa; Platyhelminthes; Trematoda; Plagiorchiida; Echinostomatidae.